ACUUCACAAAACAUAGUCAUUGUCAACACAAUGUUCCUGUCAAUUGUUGCUCGACCAUCCCUGGUUCCUUUAACGCUGCCACAAGUGUCUGCAGUAUUAUCGGAAGCGAUGAGUGGCGAUAUGGUAGCAGUCUGGGAAGUGCCUAUGCCCGACGGAAUACAUAGAGUGGAAUUUCAGCAUGGCACUGCAAGUGGAAAACGAGUCAUAAUCGUAGACGAUAAGGAGGUGUUAAGGAGAGAUUGGAUGUUUCGUCUGGUUGGCGAGGAAGUGUUUCACUUGGGCAACACCAGAUGUACAAUACGUGUGGAUCCCAGUGGAGGAUUCGCUUAUGAAUACUCACUGCUAGUCGACGGCAUGAGUUUACCAAAGUUUAUAGAAGCCAAGUCCAAGACAUGCUGCACAUGGCUUGUUCAACUGCCUGACAACAUGUAUAGAGUAGUACUUGAUAAAGAAACACUCGAUGUCUGGGCAAAUGGGGAAAAGCUUGAAGUAGCUGGUGAGUUUGUGGAGGAUGGGACAGAAACCCACUUUAAUUUGGGUUCAGUUCCAGCUCUCAUCAAAGCUGUGACCAGUUGUAACAAACGAGAGGGCCUUAUUUACUCACUUAUUGUUAACAAUAAAAUAAUUCCUCCUGCUGAAGAUUAGAGCAACCAUUCUUCGCACUUCAACCUUUACGCACUAACCUAUGUAUAUACAAUUGUUUAUAUUGGAAUACAAUUAAAAUGUGUUAUUAUGUAUCUUUA
Molecule: messenger RNA, 743 nt
Organism: Homalodisca vitripennis (glassy-winged sharpshooter)
Lineage: Eukaryota; Metazoa; Arthropoda; Insecta; Hemiptera; Cicadellidae
Product: fas apoptotic inhibitory molecule 1
Exons: 5
Coding region: 31-645 (204 amino acids)
Biological process (GO): canonical NF-kappaB signal transduction; negative regulation of extrinsic apoptotic signaling pathway via death domain receptors; positive regulation of neurogenesis
Source: RefSeq, a predicted model, not a curated record